This is a messenger RNA of Gavia stellata (red-throated loon), 750 nucleotides long. It is a transcript of the gene MCTS1, whose product is annotated as MCTS1 re-initiation and release factor. The record is from RefSeq and is a predicted model, not a curated record. The transcript is spliced from 5 exons. Gene Ontology annotation, molecular function: RNA binding. NCBI's taxonomy places the organism in Eukaryota, Metazoa, Chordata, Aves, Gaviiformes, Gaviidae. Bases 1 to 606 code for a protein of 201 amino acids. Gene Ontology annotation, biological process: formation of translation preinitiation complex.
AUGCUGCUGAGAUACAGCAUCUUCGGGGCAGCAAAUUGUGCAUUUCUGAAAUACUUUAACUCGCUUGACAGAUUUGAUGAAAAGGAGAAUGUAUCAAACUGCAUCCAGCUGAAGACUUCAGUUAUUAAAGGUAUUAAGAAUCAGCUGAUAGACCAGUUUCCUGUUAUUGAACCAUGGCUAAACCAAAUUAUGCCAAAGAAAGACCCAGUCAAAAUAGUGAGAUGUCAUGAACACAUAGAAAUCCUCACUGUGAAUGGGGAGUUGCUGUUCUUCAGACAAAGAGAAGGGAUUUUUUACCCAACGCUAAGGCUGCUUCACAAAUACCCAUUUAUUCUACCACAUCAGCAGGUUGAUAAAGGCGCCAUUAAAUUUGUACUAAGUGGAGCUAAUAUAAUGUGCCCUGGCCUGACGUCUCCUGGAGCAAAACUUUACCCUGCUGCUGUUGAUACUGUUGUUGCAAUAAUGGCAGAGGGAAAACAACAUGCAUUAUGUGUGGGAGUAAUGAAGAUGUCAGCUGAGGACAUUGAGAAGGUCAACAAAGGGAUUGGUAUUGAAAAUAUCCACUAUUUAAAUGAUGGCCUUUGGCAUAUGAAGACAUACAAGUGAAACAAAAGGAACUGUGUUACUCCAAAGGAAUGCACUUAGAUUAAAUGUGGACUGCUUUGUAAUUCCUUGUUUUUAAUGUGACUGAAUGUACAAAUUAUUUUGUUCCGUGGCUAUGCUAAAUAAAUCAAGUGAAUGCGAAAGUAC